AUGGAGCAAAUACCCUUCAACCAGAUCAGCCACCCACGCUCAUCAUCAUUUACGAACGCAGCCUUCCAGCCCGACUCGACGUUCCGAGCACAAGUACAGGGGCUGGUGCCAGCACAAUCCCAGAAUACGAGCCUCAAUUCCACUGCCACUGUCACUGUCACUGCCAACAUGCCCACGAACCCGAGUGUCGGUGCCAACCCGUCGCAGUCCCAGAUCCAGCCUCAAUUACAGUCCCAGUCUCAAACUCAUACCCAAAUACAACCCGAAGACGAGUCGGAAACACAAAAAGGCGGACCAACGGCUACAGCGCCGUUCUUACAGGACUUUAGCCUCGUAGCGGAAGCGGCGAAGCGGGCGCAGAUGGCUGUUGUUAUGCGGGAUUUGGAGGGGAUUUCACUAUAG
Aspergillus glaucus CBS 516.65 is the source of this 402-nucleotide messenger RNA. RefSeq lists its product as uncharacterized. NCBI's taxonomy places the organism in Eukaryota, Fungi, Ascomycota, Eurotiomycetes, Eurotiales, Aspergillaceae. The record is from RefSeq and is a predicted model, not a curated record. The transcript has a single exon. The coding region runs from base 1 to 402 and encodes 133 amino acids.